Messenger RNA from Drosophila willistoni, 575 nucleotides. RefSeq lists its product as uncharacterized. The transcript has a single exon. NCBI's taxonomy places the organism in Eukaryota, Metazoa, Arthropoda, Insecta, Diptera, Drosophilidae. The coding region runs from base 116 to 481 and encodes 121 amino acids. The record is from RefSeq and is a predicted model, not a curated record.
AUGUCUACAUAAACUUGGUAGGCAGUUGGUAAACUGUUUACACUCACAACAACACAAAACAAUUUUAAUUUUAUUUAAAUAUAUACCUACAUACAUAUAUAUAUAUAUAUCGAAAAUGCCAUACGAUUGCGUUACCACAGAUGAGGUGAAUUAUCAAAGGUAUAAAUCGGAUCGUGCUGAAAAGACCCAUAAUCAUUGGGUUAGAACAUUAUCCUGGUAUCCAAAGGAACAGGCCAGCAACUAUAUACGCAUCGAUCAGAUUCAUCAUGAAAGUCGUCGGCAAUAUGGUGAUAAACACUUUGCCAAAUAUGCGGCACAACGUCGUCUCAAUCAGCGUUUCCGCCACAGUAUUGUGGACGAAAGAAUUAGGGAAACCCUUUACGAACCCCUUGACCAAGAGCGUUUCGAUGACUACAAGUGGCCAGCUACAACUAAUGGUGUCUACGGCAGUGUCAAGCCAACAAAAUUACAUUUUUGCUAAACGAAGAAAUUUCUAAUUUUUAUAAAUGUAUCUUCCUAACAUCUUACAUCUAACGUUGAGUGCAAAAAUAAAAGAAUUCCACCUGCCACCAUCA